AUGCCGGCCCCAACAGGAGCACAACGCGAAAUCACAGGCGAAGAAAAACGCCGCGCCGCACGGGAAACAAUCGACAUCCUGCAAGAAAUCUCCAAUCUUCUCAACACGCAUCUAGAUCGGCAGUCCCUUUCGUACUGCGUGAGUUUGAUAGAGAAUGGUGUGAAUCCGGAGGCGUUGGCUAAAGUAAUCGUGGAACUGAGGGCGCAGAAGGAGAGGUGA
This is a messenger RNA of Fulvia fulva, 219 nucleotides long. RefSeq names its product Mitotic-spindle organizing protein 1. The coding region runs from base 1 to 219 and encodes 72 amino acids. Gene Ontology annotation, cellular component: spindle; centrosome; interphase microtubule organizing center. Gene Ontology annotation, biological process: gamma-tubulin complex localization; microtubule nucleation by interphase microtubule organizing center; mitotic spindle assembly. The transcript is spliced from 2 exons. Lineage: Eukaryota; Fungi; Ascomycota; Dothideomycetes; Mycosphaerellales; Mycosphaerellaceae. The record is from RefSeq and is a predicted model, not a curated record.